Molecule: messenger RNA, 7146 nt
Organism: Porites evermanni
Lineage: Eukaryota; Metazoa; Cnidaria; Anthozoa; Scleractinia; Poritidae
Source: the annotation of a GenBank genome assembly
AUGGGAAAAGUUACUGUUAGUUGUUUUCCAUACUUAAGGUAGGUCAGUGACAUUGCGUAAGGGUAAGGAAUCUCGGAAAUACUUCAGUCAAUGUUGUUGUUUGCCUACAUGUAGCAGUGCCGUAUUUCUUCAGUAGCUUAUGUCGAUUUUAAUUUGUUUGAACAGCUGUCGAUGGAGCUUUUUGUGCGCUGUCUUUUAUUAUAUUUCAGUAAAGUAUAAAAUACAUUCUUUAUAAUAAUGUAAAACUAAAAAAUCUUGUGGAGAUCGUGUCCAAAAACAAAGUUAUUUUGCAACCCUUCGUUGUAUGCAUGGAAAUACUCCCCCGCAAACCUUCUUCUCUUGUAUUCGUUACGUCUUUGAUGGUUAGGUUACAAUUUGUAGAGCAUAAUUUUGAAGUGGCUCAGUGCCCUUUCUCUAUGCAGAUACAGUAAAUCGUUAUAAAAUCAGUUACUGAUCAUAUCUUGACAUUCUAGACCAUUCUACUGUUUUUGCAUAACAUUCUACUGAUCUGUCAAGAUCCAGCAGGUUACUUUAAUAGCAACGGGCAUGCAGUAACCUGUGGAAAGUGAAAGCACGCUCUUGGUAGAGUAUAAGGUGAAUCAAAGUGUACAUGAGCCACUAAAUCAGGAGAGUGACCAAAGUCCUUAUGUCACCUGAUAUACUGUAAAAUUAAUGAUCUUGUAGAUUCCUGGGGUUUCUUUUUGAUUUUAGGAGCCCAAGUGGGUCCAUUUAAUAGAUAGGGAGCAUUUAAAAGAGAGAGCAAUUUUAUUCUAAUACUCCACAAAGCUAAUAUGCUUUUGACAAAUAUUAUCAUCACAGUUAAUAACGACUAUCCAGUUUAUCCUUUGAGAUGUCUGGGCAGUUUAGAAAUCCUUAUUUUUUUUAAGCUCAACUUUGAUGUCAGAAUCUUUAAUUAAAACCUGACAUUAAACGAUGUAAUAUGGGUAAAUUCUUGUUAAUCAAGCAGGAAAUUGAAUAAAUUGAAUUAUUUUGCUCUAUUUCAUUAUUUCUCAGUAUUUUUGAGCAAUUUUGUCACGUGAGGCAUCUAAUAGACAGCAUGUUUUUUUUGGAGAAGGGUAACUAAUACCAGUGUACAAGGUAUUUAUUUGAGGCAAAGUACUUAUCAGGUGAGGCCUUAAAGCUUCCAGGAAGAAUGCCUAGAUCAGGCCCAGUUUUAGCAGCUCUCAGACAUCGAUCUUCUCUUACAUGAUUGCACUAAAACUGGGCCUGCAACGAAACCUCACAUGCCUGUGCUACAGUGACCAAAUUCUGAUUGCAUGUCCAUGGUGUAGUUUUUGGGACUAUGAAGAGGUUGUUAGCUAACAAGGAAUAUUUUUAUCCAUCUAGGUUUACCAGGCAUGAUGUGAUCGCUCUGUGCCUUGCAAUUUUCAUUCCAGUGACUGCUAUAGUACUUACUUUGGUCGCAGUUCUGCCGGCAUUAGGAGCACCUCCCUUGCCUAACUUUGAGGACCCCAUUAAGGUAUUUUAGUUACUGAUACAGUAUAAAUUAUGUUACAGUGGCAGGUCCAGGGGAGGAGCUGGGGGGGUUUGGCAACUCCCCGCUUAUUUUUAGACCAAACUAAGGCUAAAAAAAAAUUGUUUUUUGAGACCGACCCCCCCCCCCCCCCCUACCAAAUUCUGGGCUGCCGCCCCCAACCCCCCACCCCCCCCCCCCCCUCACAAGAACAGGUUUCCCACCGCUCCACUUAUNUUCUGAUACCUUUAGGUCUGUGUAACAGGGAAAUAAUAAUAAUAAUAAUACACAUUAUUUAAAGAGGGUAGCACGGAAAAUAGUUACAGAACCUAGUAACCUUGAGGCCCUCUAAAAAAUGAAUGUUUGUGUUUUUAAAGCUUUUUAAAAAGUAGUGAAGGUCCUCAAGCUUGUUUUAACUUUAACACCAGGGCACAAAUAGUAAGUUUAUAUUUUCUAUUUACAAUAAAACAUUUCACAAGCAAACAGAAGACAAAAAGGAGGAGGUCAACCUUGCAGUAAAACAGAAAUCACUUGAGGCUUCUUUGCAAUCACCCCUACAUGAGGGGCUCUGUGCAAAAACUCCUCCUAAAUAACUUAACUCUCUCUAAGUCAGACACCUUUGGGAUCAGCCCUAAGUCUCCAUCUUAGAAAGAUGUCUGUCUUAUAGAGAGUCAAAUAAAGGGCGUAAAUAAUUAAAGCAGGGACCAACUCUAGAUGUCUGUCUUAUAGAGGUGUCCAUAAUAUGAAAGAGUUGACUGAGUGUAUGCUUGGCACCGGCCUUAAGUGUCUGUCUUAUAGAGAGUCAAAUGAGGCAGGGACUAAAUCUAGAUGUCUGUUUUAUAGAAGUGUCCAGUAAGCUAGAGUUGACUGUAUUCUGCAAAGUAUGAAAUUAAGGAAUGUUUAGGAAAUAAUUCAAAUGAAACCUCCCAUGUUCAGCAGUUUUGUCGCAUGGCUUCAUCUUUGUUUUUCAGUACUUUACAAAAGUAACUUCUCUUUUUUACAGGGAUUUGAGCCCAGAGGAACAUCACUCAGUAAUGAGAUUGUGGCAUUUUCUAAUCUUGAUGAUGCUUUGGAUAAGAAACAUACACUUGUUACUAGAAUCUCAAGUUACUCACCCCUAGGUGGGGGACCAAUCAUGCAUGACAACGUGCAAACAGCCAGGCGCAAACGACGCUCCCAGCAAAGUUCACUUCAACCUCCUAUGAAUGAAUACCUUAACAGGUAUUACGCAUCAUCCAUGAGUUUGGUUUUCAAAGCUGCAGACCCAGACAAAAACUUAUUUGAGGCAGACAAACUUAAGGCCAUCUGCUCCAUGGAUACUGAUAUUGUACGAAAUAACCCCUCCUUUCCGUCAAAUUGCCAAUCGUACAGUUUUAACGAAUGUUACUCAAGCUCGUCUCUUGGAAAUUAUGUUGCAUUGCUCAAUAACCGACAGACGUGUCAAAAUAUAACUGAGGAUGACGUGCAGAAUGUCAAGAUCUUGUUAAAGACCUGUUCAUCUCAUUUUGUAAAGCAAACUCUCACUGCUGAGUGUUCACUUAUGAAUGAAACUGUGAGCUCUAACUGCAAGUCUGUGCCAGCACAAUGCAUCAAACAUUCUGCAGUGUACAUCAUUUUUCAGUAUCUUGUGGACAAUGAGUUUGUGACAUCAAACGAUGCUUUUCUCAAAUAUACUCUUUCCAUCCCACCAGUACAUAGGGCAUAUGAUUUUUAUGAUGAAAUGUAUGGGAAUUUAAAGGGUAACACCUAUGAAAAAAAUGGUGUAAAAUUAGCAGCCUUCAGGUUUGGUAAUUUCAAAUAUGACAAAUUUGGAAAAGAGCUAAUUGCUGAAGUCAUAUUUCCUGCUUUGGCUAUGAUCGUUGUGUUCGCGAUCAUGUGGUUUUUCCUGGGCUCUUUCAUUCUCACUUUUUGUGCCCUCUUUUGUGUAAUUUAUGCUUGUGGUCUGUCAUACUUUCUCUACAAUAUUGUUUUUGGCAUGGAUUUUUUCCCUUUUCUCAAUGUUCUGACUUUGGUAUUUUUGGUUGGUAUUGGAGCAGACGAUGCAUUUGUUUACUAUGACAUAUGGAGACAAACAAGAGCUGCUAACCCCAAUGCAAACAUCAUGCAGUUGACAAUUAAGACAUUGCGUUAUUCUGCCCUCUCCAUGCUGGUUACAAGUUUGACAACAGCAUCAGCAUUUUUUGCUGGGAUCUCUUCCAGCAUAACAGCCAUCAAGUGUUUUGGAAUAUUCGCGGGUACAUCCAUCUUGACCAAUUACCUCUUGAUGAUCACUUACUUCCCUGCAGUAGUUGCCUUGCACGAGAAAUGGGUGAUGAAGUACAGUGAAGGCCAUGGACUUCACACUCUAAAAUCAGGCCAAUCAGAAGAGGAUAUAACUGCACCAGUGCCACAGGACAUGUCGACCGAUGCCUUAAGGGAAGGAACAUUCAAGCCUGAUAAUCAAAAGCAGUCAUCUUUCUGUAUUCUACAGGUUAUUGACUUUCCCUGCUCCCUUGUAUCAGCAGCUGCGGAUGGUAUCCAAAAGUUCAGUUCCAAUCUGUUUGGUCGUUGGUUGCCAUAUGUAGUUAUCAAAUUUCACUGGGUUUGGGUACUACUGCUUGUGUGCUUGACCGCUGGGUUUUUGUGUGUUAACUUUGUAAAACCGGGCCUUCAGUUACCUGAAAGUAAGGACUUCCAAGUGUUUGCCUCUUCCCAUUCACUUGAACAGUACAGUUUAAAGUACAAGAGUUUCUUUAGGUUUGAGCAGAGUGGAAGCUCAAGCAUAGAGCUAAUCUGGGGAAUCAAACCUGCAGAUAAUGGCAAUUACUUCAAUCCGGAUGACAAAGGAACGCUCGAAUUUGAAUCGAAUUUGGAUGAUCUUUUUACUCGCAAAGGCCAGCAAUUUCUUCUUUCUCUGUGUGAAUCGGCUGAAAACCAGUCAUUUUUCCUUGCAUUUGCUGGAAAUCGGGGGGGCCCAAUAAAGGCACUACAGACAUUAUUUGAAAGUGGCCAUGUUCCAAAUUGCAGCAGCCAUUCAUUUCCUUACCCACGUGAUGUAACUAAGCGUUGUCUUCUGGAAUAUGCCAAGUCAGGACAUGAAACUGGACUUCUAUUUGAUUCUAAGACAAAUGAAGUGAAGGGAUUUAGGCUUGUUAUUUUUACCAAUCAACCAUUCACAAAUGCUUUUUCAGUUGUAGAUGGAUUAUAUAAACAAGUUACUUCUUGGUUGAAAGGUGAAUUGUCUGAGGCUCCCCCUGGCUUGCAAAGUGGCUGGGUAGGAAGUUGGUUGUUCAAUUUUUAUGGCCUACAGAUUGGCCUAUCACAGGGUACCUAUUCAUCCCUGGGCAUAUCUGUGGCGGUGUCAUUCUUCGUCAUGCUGCUCACAACACUCAACAUCUUCAUCAGCAUCUACGCCAUCAUCACCAUCAUUGGAAUCAUAUCGAUCACCAGUGGAUCUCUAGUAUUGGCAGGCUGGCAGUUGAAUAUAUUGGAGUCCAUUGUGAUGUCAGUAGCUGUUGGACUGUCGAUUGACUUUACUAUGCAUUAUGGUGUGGCUUACAGACUGGCGCCAGACAAAAAACAAAGAGAAAGCAGGGUUCGUUAUUCCCUGGUUCACAUUGGAUCAGCGAUUACUAUGGCAGCACUUACAACAUUUCUCACAGGUGAGACUUUCUGUCAUUGUUUUCUCUGGUUAGUACAUAAACUAAAACUAGAGGUAAUCAUUGAUUACGGAUCGGCGUUCGUCACUUGCGGAAACGAAAUCGAGUCGAAAGGAGUCCAGUUUCCCGGCCGAGAUGCCCCUGAUAAAAUCAGUUGGGGCGACUAAUCGGCAGUCGCCCGUGAUAUCUCGAAAAUUUGUGGCUUUGUACCACAGGAACACCAAGAUUAGGAUGCGUUCUGACGACCGCGAUACGCCUGCUAAUACAGCCAUCUCUCAUCGCUUCCCGCCGUGUGGAAAAUUUCGCGAUAGAGACUUUUUUUUGCGUCUUGACGCCAGUCUUGAUAUUUGUGUUGAGAUAACACACUUCAGUAGAUGAUGUGGAUGUCUCCUUAAGUUCCAAUUCCGACGGGUAAAUUGCGCUGAUGCAAUUUCCAAAGUUCACAUUGUUAAUACUGAAUAAGUCAUCGAUAUAUCGAAAGGUGUUGCUGAACUUGAUGGCUUUUGUAAUGUCUUGUUUCAUUGUUUUGACCAUAAAAUCGUACUGAAAGGUAUGAAGGAAGAGAUCAACCAAUAAAGGUACACUGUUGGUGCCAAUGGGUAUACCAAUAACCUGCCGAAAAACCGAGCUUCCAAAACGAACGUAGAUGUUAUCGAUAAGAAAGUCAAUAGCGAGACGAAGCUCGCAAUAACUGUUGAAUAAUAAAUAACUGGAAGAGUAUACGAUGUUGUGCGAUGAACGUAUUUCCAGUAAAUAACCGGGAGAGUAUAAUAUGGCCACACCAACAAUCAGAGAUCCUGACCAAUCGUUUGUAUUCACGGACUAUAAACAGCUAACACAUAUACUAGCCUGCGGGCAGGCGUUUUAAGUGUGAAAGGAAAAAGAGGAAAUUAGGGAGCUUAAGCAAUAACGACGGCGACGGCUACGAGAACAUCAUCAUCACCCAACGUCAAUUUUCGGAAAAAUAUCUGUUCGGAAGACGAUUUGAGAUCUAGAAUUUUCGGAACAUUUGUUGUAAAAUUUCUCGCUCGCAUGCCUCUCCUAGGAUUUUCGAACAUCUGAAAAAUGGUAUAAUUGCCCAUUUUUAACGGAUUUUUACCCUAAAAAAGUCACCUAGAAUUUUAGGGAGCCUUUUUUCUGGCUGAAAUUUUCGAAAAGGUAAGCUUUGAUCCCUAUAAUUUUCGGAUCACUAGACUUUCAGCUAGGAAAUCCGAACAGAUGAAAGAUUUUUAGGGGAUAAAAAUAUGCCUAUAUCUACCGUUUAAAUACUAGAAUACGUUCAACAAUGUUAUGUUUGAGUGGUUUUGAACUAUAUUCUCGUUGGGUGCCCCUGACAUCAGUCAAAAAGUGUGUUCGCGCUGCUUUAAACUUUAUCGUGCGUAUUCCAUCUCGUUCUAUUGAUGAGAUGUUGGCGAAGAAAGAGCGUCCCGCGUUGUCAUAUGUUCACUUCCUCCACAAAACGUGAAAUUAGGCAGUUUCUCGUUGUAAUCGUGCAACGACGGCAAAGAAAUGUACAAAAAAACGUGAUGCACGUGCAAAGUUGUUGUUUUGCCAAUCUAACCCUAUUGCUUUUUUUUCGUCCUCAAUGUCGUCGCCGUUCUCGUUGUUUAAACUCCCUAAUAAGGCGUGCUAGAAAGGUUCCCUCCCUUCUCCUUCCCUUUCGCGCUCUUCAUAAGCUCUCGCUCGUUAGCUCAAUUCUCCCUUUUUUACUAAAGGAUGUUUUUCUUUACUUUAUCAGGAUUGAUGAUGAUGCCAGCGAAGGUGCUUGCGUACUUCCAGCUUGGUCAGUUCCUGAUGUUGGUCAUGGUGUUCAGCUGGCUUUAUUCCACCUUCAUUUUCUUAUCAAUCUGUACAAUGAUUGGUCCAAAGAAUGAUUUUGGACAGCUUAACGUCACUCGUCUGUUUAGGCGCUGUGGUCUUUGCCGAGUCAAACCGGAGGAAUCAACGGAACCAAUAGAAAAGAAUGAGCUUGUUACUGUGAAACAACAAGAAGCCAGUGAUCUGCAGGCUACUGGAACAACAAGCACACUCUGA